ACUCAGGAGAGAGAGCCAGAGACAGAGAAGGGUAGUGGUAACCGUGGUAUUGAAGAAGACUUCAGAAUCACGACAGUGAGGACUGUGAGGGUAAAAGACAGCUAAGAGCGAAGGUGGAGUCUCACCUACCAUUACUCUUAUUUCUCUCUCUCUCUUCCCAUCCCUUUUAAGUGUUCUCCCUUCUCUUCUCUCUCCUUUCACAACUUAACACUCACUCUCUUUCCCUCUCUAUAAUGGAGGAAUAGUGUUUAAGAGUGGGAGUAGUUUCUAGGUAUAUUUGCUCCUUUUCGUACUUGUAUUGGUUUCAGAGUUUCUCUUUUGAGAGGGUUUGUCUCGAAGUGUGCGCCAAAAGUUUUUAGUUUCUCAGUUUUGCUCAGGUGUUACUUCAGUGAAGAACUUCAAAUUCUGACCACUCGCAUUUCGCUUCUCUUUCGUCUUCACAUAAAGCUGUGAGAGAAGGUUACAUUCAGAGAAAUGAUGGAUCCCAAUUUCCAGGACGAGAUAGACUGCGGCAGCUUCUUCGAUUCUUUUGACGACUUGACUCAAUUUCCUCCCGAUAAUGGGUUUGGGCUUGGCUCCGGUGACCGGAACGAUUUUCGGGCCAUUUGGCCAAAUUCUUCCCAUUCUUUUCUGGGUCCAGAACCAAUUUUCUCCGGCACCAGCAGCAAUAGCGCUUCUGACCUCUCCGCUGAAUUCGGCGUUCCGUACGAAGACACGGUAGAACUUGAAUGGCUUUCAACUUUCAUGGAGGAUUCUUUCUCUGGUGGUGGGCUGACCAUCGGCAAAGAGAACUGUUCUGUCAACAAGGAGUCAUCCUGCAACCAAUUCCGAACCUCCAGUCCUGUUUCAGUCCUUGAGAGCAGCAGCAGUAGCAGCUCCUGCUCUGCAGCCAAGGCAAUGCCCCUCAGCCCGAUUCACCGUGGCCCUCAGCGUGCUCGCAGCAAGAGACCUCGCCCUGCAGCCUUUAAUCCCCAUCCGUGUAUUCCUCUUGUCUCUCCCAUUUCCUCUGUUACGGAGAUCCCUCAGCCCUUUGUUGCUCCUGGAGUUUAUUCAGAGUCGGAGAGUUUUGUGGAGUCUCAGCCAAUUAAGAAGAUACCAAACCUAGCUUCAGCAGAACACAAGAAAAAGAAAAAGAAAAUGAAAUUAUCAGUUCCUUUGGGUCCCUUGGCGAUAAAUCAAAAUCAGCCAUCUCAAGCAGUAAGGAAAUGCAUGCACUGUGGGAUAACUAAGACACCACAAUGGAGGGCUGGUCCAAUGGGGCCAAAAACCCUCUGCAAUGCAUGUGGUGUUCGCCACAAGUCGGGCCGGCUCUUCCCUGAAUACCGGCCUGCAGCAAGUCCAACAUUUGUUCCGUCGCUGCACUCCAAUUCCCACAAGAAGGUUCUUGAGAUGAGAAGCAAGAUCGACGGAAAGACCACAGUGCCCGGGACUGCAACAAUGACUCCAAACACCACCAAACCAGAGUCCAAUUCCAAGGAGUGA
Messenger RNA from Ilex paraguariensis (yerba mate), 1482 nucleotides. Lineage: Eukaryota; Viridiplantae; Streptophyta; Magnoliopsida; Aquifoliales; Aquifoliaceae. The record is from the annotation of a GenBank genome assembly.